AUGAGGGUUUUUUUACGAUAUGUGGGUGAUCCAGGAUUUCAAAUUGGCAUAGGAGAAGCUAUUGGUGUCCAUCAAUCUACGGCAUCCCGUACCGUUUCCAACGUUAUAACACGCAUUGUGCGGAAGUCGAGCAUUUGGAUUAGAUUCCCAACCACAUGUGAAGAUCUACACAAUGCUAAAAAUGAGUGGCAAGAAAAGUUCAAUUUUCCUUCAGCUAUUGGUGCUAUAGACUGCACCCAUAUACCUAUUCUGAACCCGUUUAUUCAUGCAAACGAAUAUGUGAACAGAAAGAACUUUGCUAGUAUAAAUGUACAAGCAACGUGCAAUUCAAACGAAGAGUUCACAAGUGUGGAUGUUUCUUGGCCAGGAUCUGUACACGACUCUCGGAUAUGGAAGAAUUCUGAUAUAUGA
Acanthoscelides obtectus is the source of this 411-nucleotide messenger RNA. Lineage: Eukaryota; Metazoa; Arthropoda; Insecta; Coleoptera; Chrysomelidae. The record is from the annotation of a GenBank genome assembly.